Molecule: messenger RNA, 2730 nt
Organism: Suricata suricatta (meerkat)
Lineage: Eukaryota; Metazoa; Chordata; Mammalia; Carnivora; Herpestidae
Product: casein kinase I
Exons: 9
Coding region: 97-1200 (367 amino acids)
Biological process (GO): signal transduction; peptidyl-serine phosphorylation; endocytosis
Cellular component (GO): cytoplasm; nucleus
Molecular function (GO): ATP binding; protein serine/threonine kinase activity
Source: RefSeq, a predicted model, not a curated record
UCCUCUGGCAUCCGCCCCGGCGGGCCGCCCCCGCCCGCGGCAGCCCCCCGAGCAGCGGCCCGGCACCGACGCCUUCCCGGCGGGCGAGAGUGAGUCAUGGAGCUGCGUGUGGGGAACAAGUACCGCCUGGGACGGAAGAUCGGGAGUGGGUCCUUCGGAGACAUCUACCUGGGUGCCAACAUCGCCUCUGGUGAAGAAGUUGCCAUCAAGCUAGAGUGUGUGAAAACGAAGCACCCGCAACUGCACAUUGAGAGCAAGUUCUACAAGAUGAUGCAGGGAGGAGUGGGAAUCCCGUCCAUCAAGUGGUGUGGAGCGGAAGGGGACUACAAUGUGAUGGUCAUGGAGCUGCUGGGGCCUAGCCUGGAGGACCUCUUCAACUUCUGCUCCCGCAAGUUCAGCCUCAAGACGGUGCUGCUGCUGGCCGACCAGAUGAUCAGCCGCAUCGAGUACAUCCACUCCAAGAACUUCAUACACCGGGACGUCAAGCCCGACAACUUCCUCAUGGGGCUGGGGAAGAAGGGCAACCUGGUGUACAUCAUCGACUUCGGCCUGGCCAAGAAGUACCGGGACGCCCGCACCCACCAGCACAUCCCCUACCGGGAAAACAAGAACCUGACUGGCACUGCCCGCUAUGCCUCCAUCAACACCCAUCUGGGCAUCGAGCAAAGCCGUCGAGAUGACCUGGAGAGCCUGGGCUACGUGCUCAUGUACUUCAACCUGGGCUCCCUGCCCUGGCAGGGCCUCAAAGCGGCCACCAAGCGCCAGAAGUACGAGCGCAUCAGUGAGAAGAAGAUGUCGACGCCCAUCGAGGUCCUCUGCAAAGGCUACCCCUCCGAGUUCUCAACAUACCUCAACUUCUGCCGCUCGCUGCGGUUCGACGACAAGCCCGACUACUCCUACCUGCGCCAGCUCUUCCGCAACCUCUUCCACAGGCAGGGCUUCUCCUACGACUACGUCUUCGACUGGAACAUGCUCAAAUUCGGGGCUUCCUCGAGCCAGGCUCAGCCCCGUGACAGCGAAGCUAUUGCACUGCCCUGCCCCCGCCCCUGUCCCUGUGCCGGGCCCGCGUACCCGCCCUUUUACUGGUGCCCGGCGCCCCUGGGCACCCAGGGCCCUCCCGAUAGGCCCGUGGAGGAGGUGGAGGAGCUGCCCCCCCAAAACUACUGGCCCGUGGUCUGGACUCCAGGGCCCCAGUUCUGACGUCACCAGGUGUGUCUGAGCCCAUCGGGGCCAGGCCUGAGGAGGUGUCCCUUGGCGUGGUGGGGUGCGGUGGAGAGAGGGGGUGGUGGAGAAGGCCAGAUUCUUGGGGAUGGAUCAGCCGCCCGACGAACAGAUCCUGAAGGAGGGAUGAUGUUCACUGCCCUGGAAGGCCUGGUGGGAGCACCUGGAGUGGCUUCAGCAAGACCCCGACGGUGGCCUCUGUAUCGAACCUGAACUCAUUAAACGCCCCCACACCCGUUCUGCGAGUCAUCCUGGUGUGCCUCUCCUUUCAUGGUGGCUCCCCGCGGCCCGCUCUGCCAGAGGCUCCGGACCCGAGGGCUCACUGUCCUGGACGCUGGGGUCGACCCCCGGUCUCUCGCCCCUCUUCUCGCUGGGUCUCAGGCAGUGGCCCGGUGCUGUCCCCUAAGGAGUUCAACAGAGAGAAUCGGUCUCACAGGCCAAGGGACCCGAGGGAUGGAGGGUGGGGAGUGGGGCACCUUAACACCCCAGCCCUUCCUGCCAGGAAUGUGGCCAGUAGGCAGCUCUCUUCGCCGGAGGGCGUGGCUCAAGGCAUCUGGAUGCCAGGCCUUCAGUCGUCUGUGUAGAAAGUCAUUCCUGGGUCCGGUUCAGGGAUGGGCUUGGCCCUCGCUCUCCGCGUAGCUCCAAGAAUCGGGUCUUAUGUUGUGGAGGCCUGUGCCGUGCAGUGUGGGAGCCACUGGCCAUGUGUGGCUAAUUUCUCAUUAAUUAAAAUUAAAGCUGAAAACUUAGUCCCUCGGGUGCGUUUGCUACAUUUCAAGCCCUCAGGAGCCACAAGUGGCUGGUCAGUGGCUGCCAUACCCAACGAGGCAAACGUGGACAUUUCCGUCAUUCAGAAAGUUCUGCUCUAGAUGGCUCCUCACAGAACCUCUCCUGGGACCACCCGGCUGACCCCUCACAUCAAGCCAGGCCAGGAGCACCUUCCCCACCCACUGCUGCUACUCUGACCCCUUCCUGGGGUCCCCUUUGAGGCAAGCUCCCAGGUCAGAAGCUGAGCAGAGGUGCCAACAGCCUCAUUCUGCACCAAUCUCUGACUCGGCCCGGGCUGGACCAGCGGGAGCCUUUGACUCCUCCCCUGUGGUGAGCUUGACCGUCUCCACCUGCCCUCUGGCAGAAGCAUCUGAGGACCCGUGACGGGGACCUUCCAUGCCUGCACGCCAAGGCCAGGGUCCCUCCCUCCCCACGCUGUCACCAGCACCUACCUGCAGACCAGACACCAUGCUAGGCACAGAGGGCUACGGCAAGGACCCCCCCACUCUACUGAGAGCUUCUCUCCCCGAAGUGGCCACCCUGCUCAGCGUCAGGGCGCUGGAGUCCCCGAGCCUGGGACACUGCCCUCAGCACACGCAGCCACUGUGUCCCAAGGCCCAAGCAGCAGGCCGGAGGAUCGUCUGCACUGCCAAGGACAGGGUCCACACAACAGGGCUGGUUGCUGGUGUGAUUUGAUGUUGAUCGUUUGUGUUUUCUGUGGGCAAAUAAAAGCCAAGAACCCUC